GCGGAAAUCGUGAAGAGGGCAAUAUUUCCCAGCUCCGAUUGGCGGCCGUGCCUAGGUCGAGGUUGAACCUUUCCCUUCGGUACAGAUACCUCCAUGGUUGGUAUGGGAUUAGUGACCAGGUUGGAUCGGUGUGUGGUUAGAUUUUUGCCGGUGUGGCGUGCGUGACUUUCUUAAGAAACCGACAUUGAGGUCGCCCCCCCUCCCCCUUCCCCGUGUUCUCUCCCUCCUUCUAUGUAGAUCUAGAUCACCUUACGCUUGGGAAGAUGGCCAGACCGUACAACCAGGUCGUCUUGUUCGGAGACUCGCUGAUCCAGGGUGCUAGCGAGGUCCAAGAUGGCUUCUCGUUUCAGGGUGCGCUGCAGAGUCAUUGCAUGCGAUACCUGGACGUGAUAAACAGGGGCUUCUCGGGUUACAACACCAAGAAUGCCCUGGACCUGCUUCCCCAGGUGUUCCUGCCGCCGUCGCCCGCGAACCCGAAGAUAGAGUACCUCCUGGUGCUCUUAGGUGCCAAUGAUGCUUGCCUGCCUAUCCCGACCAACACUCAAGGGGUGCCGAUCGACCAAUACAAGGAGAACCUGAUUCGGAUCGUAACGCACGACCAUGUCAAAGCCCACAACCCCAAGAUCUUGCUGGUCACACCUCCCCCGGUCGAUCAGAUCCGGAUUACCGAGCUCGACCUGGCCGUGGGCCACGCCCAGGCAACGCGAGAGGCGGCUGUCAGCGCUGCCUACUCCGAGACGGCUCGCGAGGUGGCCGCGGCGGUUCCGGGCGUGGUGGUUAUCGAUCUCGAGAGAGCGAUCGUGGACAGAGCCCUCUCGCUGACGGUGGACUUCGACGCUGACGGACCUCCUUUGGGGCACCCUGGUGGCGUGCGGGGAGGCCUGGAGCAGCUCUUGCCAGACGGACUACACUUGAGUGGGGAGUCUUACCGGGUCUUCUUCGACAUAGUCAAGCCACACAUCGGCCCAUUCGCGGAGGAACAGACUGUCUUCCCAAAUUGGCGGGUGCUAAACCCCGGCACGCUGUAGCCGCUCACGCAAGAAAAACUCCCGCAGCUGGAGGACGUCUCUCUCUUCGCCGCUAGCCCCUUCCAUUCCCGGCCGCCACCCGGACUGUGCAUGGAAUCUGUACGUGUACU
Messenger RNA from Durotheca rogersii, 1138 nucleotides. RefSeq names its product SGNH hydrolase. Bases 264 to 1028 code for a protein of 254 amino acids. The record is from RefSeq and is a predicted model, not a curated record. The transcript is spliced from 5 exons. NCBI's taxonomy places the organism in Eukaryota, Fungi, Ascomycota, Sordariomycetes, Xylariales, Xylariaceae.